AUAAGUCGAAACAAAAUUAAAAGACUACCGAGCCAAUCAGGCUCCUUGAUCCACCUGAGGGUUUCUGCCUGUCACCGCAACAAAAUAACUCGCAUCCCAGGGUACUUUGCAUACUUUCGUGAACUCGAUGUCUUAAAGGUAGACCACAAUCCUAUAGAGUGGCUGCCGAAGUAUGUUAUGGAA
Messenger RNA from Suillus clintonianus, 183 nucleotides. RefSeq lists its product as uncharacterized. NCBI's taxonomy places the organism in Eukaryota, Fungi, Basidiomycota, Agaricomycetes, Boletales, Suillaceae. The annotation marks the transcript as partial. The record is from RefSeq and is a predicted model, not a curated record. The transcript is spliced from 2 exons.